UAUAGCUCCCCUCAUCACAAAGCUUCACGUGUUUUCUCACAUCAACAAAACUGCCACCCAUUUGAUCUUUCCUUCAUUUCUCUCUCUCUCUCUCUUAAUUAUAUAAAUAAAUAAAUAUAUUCCACCUCUUUAGUUCUUCCCUCUGUUUCCUCUGCCUACACCCCAAUUCCUGUCGGUCUCAGUAGUUUUUAUAGUUAAGAUUUGUUAGUUCCUUUCAUAAAUUUAUAUAAAAUUAAAAAAAAAAAAAUCAUGGCAAAGAAUUCAUCAUCAAAGCAAGUUGGUGGGUCGUCUUCUUCAUCUGGUAGUUCCACCAUUGCUGACCUUUUUGGUCCAAAUCCUUCUUCUUCAACUUCUUCUUCACCCAGCUUGUUUAGCUCUGUCUUUGGUCCACCUUCCAUGGGAAAAGGAAGAGAUUCAACUCACCAUGUUGGGAAUGUCAAGCAUGACAAUGGAGCACCAGUAAGCAAAGGGGAGAAUAGCAAGUAUUCUUACUAUCAACAACAAAAAGUUGAUCAGCCUUGCUAUUACACCUCUUCAAUCUACUAUGGUGGACAAGACGAAGUUUAUUCUCCUACUACGCGUCCAGGUGAAUCUCAUAAGGGUGAACCAGUAGUAGAGGAAGAUCCCAAAAGUGCUCUUAGAGGAAAUUGGUGGCAAGGGUCAGCAUAUUAUUAGCCGCGUCUUCUACAAGAGUCAGCUGUCCCCUCUUGGAAACUAAGGGAUAUGUGGGGGACUGCUUCUUGAUAGCUAUCGAUCUUCACAAGUUAUGACUUGUAGCAGAAACGACGAAUAUACCGUAUAAGUUGGUUGCGUAAACAGCUUUUAAUCUUACUAGUCUUAGAUCAGCUAAAGCCUGAAUCAACUUGGCUGGGGUUUGUUUUUGCUCCCAGCUUCCUUGGAGGGCUUAGCUUAGCUUAUUAGCUUUUCAUUUCCUAGGAUCAGCUGUGUCUGACAUAUAGUAUACUAUACUUUUAAUGCUUAUAUUUAGUAUAUGACUAUAUCCCAGACUCUGUACUUCUCCUCUGUACACAGACCGAGUUGUUAAUUACAAUUAAUAUACCCUAAUGUUAAUUUGCUUAGUAA
Messenger RNA from Spinacia oleracea (spinach), 1083 nucleotides. RefSeq lists its product as uncharacterized. Bases 250 to 675 code for a protein of 141 amino acids. The record is from RefSeq and is a predicted model, not a curated record. The transcript has 6 exons. NCBI's taxonomy places the organism in Eukaryota, Viridiplantae, Streptophyta, Magnoliopsida, Caryophyllales, Amaranthaceae.